Chaetura pelagica (chimney swift) is the source of this 2304-nucleotide messenger RNA. RefSeq names its product inner membrane protein, mitochondrial (gene IMMT). The record is from RefSeq and is a predicted model, not a curated record. Lineage: Eukaryota; Metazoa; Chordata; Aves; Apodiformes; Apodidae. Gene Ontology annotation, biological process: cristae formation. Gene Ontology annotation, cellular component: MICOS complex.
AUGUGCCAAGGUUAUAGUUGUGGCAGCCUCCAGGAUCACCAGGAAGGCAAGUCCAACCUGAGCAAGGAGGGGGAGAGCAGCCGGUGUGGGAGAGUGUCAGUCCGUCCAGUGCGACUGUGCCGUGGAUAUGCCACCCCCUCAGGAGAGUCUGGUGUCUCUGUUGGCAAAAUCAUUGGUGCAGGCCUCCUGGUUGUGGGUGGAGGAGUAGGUGGAACCGUCCUGUAUGCCAGCUAUGAUACACAAUUCCGGGAGAGCAUAGAGAGGGCUGUUCCCUACUCUGAUAAGCUCUUUGAGAUGGCACUUGGUCCUGCACCUUAUACUGUUCCCAUGCCAAAGAAACCCAUCCAGCAGGGUCCACUGAAGAUCUCAUCUGUAGCCGAAGUAAUGAAAGAGUCUAAACAGCCUGUUAACAAAUCCCAGAUGAGCAAAGCAGAAAGUUUUGCUCCCUCAGAGGAAAAAGAAGGCAAGGCUGCAGCACAGAUCAUCUCUGCAACUGGUGUAGCCAUGUCAGUGCCAGCUCCAGGGAUACAGACUGAAGAAGGUGAGAAAGAUCAUGAACAUGAUGAAGAAAAACAAAAUCCUGCAGCUUCAAAACAUGAAGGUUCCCAUGUCAUAAAAGAAAGGUCACCAGAAGAAGUUGCAGCCCGGCUUGCCCAGCAAGACAAAGAGGAGCAGGAGAUGAUAGCAGCUCUUGCAUCAACUUUAGAAGGAGCCCUAAGUGCAACAGCCCGUACAACCCUGCAGGCCAUCACUGCCCAGGAGGCUGCUGUGCAAGCAGUGAAUGCCCACUCACAAAUACUGAAGGAGGCCAUGGACAAUUCUGAGGAUGCUGGGGAGAAAAAACCAUCCCAGUGGCGCACCCUGGAGGAGGCUCUGAAGGACCGGAGGAGAGCAGUGGAUGAGGCUGCUGACGCCCUCCUGAAAGCCAAAGAGGAGUUAGAGAAGACAAAAGGUGUGAUCGAGAAUGCCAAAAAGUCUCAGGUUGCAGGAACCAAACCUCACAUUACUGCUGCAGAAGAAAAUCUUCGUCAUAUGAUAGUGGACUUGGACAACGUGGUGAAAAAGGUUCAGGAAGCACAAUCUGAGGCCAAGAUAGUAGCUCAGUACCAUGAGCUUGUGGCUACAGCUAGAGAAGAGUUUCAGCGAGAGCUGGACAGCAUCACCCCUGAUGUGAAGCCUGGCUGGAAGGGCAUGAAGAUAACUGACUUAGCUGGCCAGCUGUCCACAGACGACCUGAACUCCCUGAUCGCCCACGCCCAUCGGCGCAUCGACCAGCUGAACAGGGAGCUGGCGGAGCAGCGGGUCCGGGAGCAGCAGCACAUCGAGUCUGCCCUGGAGAAGCAGAAACUUGAAGACAAAAAAGCAUUUGAAGCAGCCGUGGCCAAAGCGCUGGAGCGGCACAGGAGUGAGAUCGAAAUUGAACAGGAGAAGAAGGUUGAGGAGGUGCGAGAGGUGAUGGAGAGCGAGAUGAGGACCCAGCUGCGGCGGCAGGCGGCUGCUCACACUGACCACCUGAGGGAUGUUCUGAAGAUCCAGGAGCAGGAGCUGAAGGUGGAAUUUGAGCAGAACUUGUCAGAGAAACUCAGCGAGCAAGAGAUGCAGUUCAGACGCCUGACUCAGGAGCAGCUGGACAACUUCACCUUGGAUAUCAACACUGCCUAUGCCCGGCUGAAAGGGAUCGAGCAAGCUGUCGAGAGUCAUGCAGAAGCAGAAGAGGAAGCCAGGAAGGCCCACCAGCUGUGGCUUUCUGUAGAAGCGCUCAAAUACUGCAUGAAAACAGCCUCUGGGGACAGUCCCACCGAACCUCUGGAGGGCGCUGUGAAGGCCAUCAAAGCCAGCUGCUCCGACAACGCCUUCACGGAGACCCUGACAGCGGCUCUGCCCCAGGAGUCCCUGACGCGGGGCGUGUACAGCGAGGAGGCCCUCAGAGCUCGCUUCUACACUGUCCAAAAACUGGCAAAGAGAGUGGCCAUGAUCGAUGAAACCAGAAACAGCCUCUACCAGUACUUCCUCUCCUACCUGCAGUCGCUGCUGCUGUUCCACCCGCAGCAGCUGAAGCCACCGGCUGAGCUCAGCCCCGACGACCUCGACACCUUUAAGUUACUGUCUUAUGCUUCCUACUGCAUCGAGCAUGGGGACCUGGAGUUGGCAGCUAAAUUUGUCAACCAGCUGAGGGGAGAGUCGAGGCGGGUGGCGCACGACUGGCUGAAGGAGGCACGGAUGACCCUGGAGACAAAACAGGUAGUGGACAUCCUGACAGCCUACGCCAGCGCUGUGGGGAUAGGGACGACGCAGGUGCAGUGA